CUCUUUUCAGCCACGACGAAGACAAUGAUAAAUGGUCCUUCUUUCAAAAUUCUCAACCAUUGUUGGAUGGAACUCUGCUAUAAGAGAAUCUGUGAACCAAAGCCAUCCCCACAAAGCCCUCCUUCUCUUUUUCCAAAUGAAACAAAAUGGUUUGGAACCUAACAAUUUCACCUUUCCCUUCUUGGCUAAAGCAUGUGCCAAGCUCUCCAACCUCAAAUUCUCCCAAAUUAUUCACACCAAUGUUUUAAAAUCACCAUUUCGGUCAGAUAUCUUUGUGCAAACAGCAACGCUGGAUAUGUAUGUCAAGUGUGAUCAGUUGGCUGAUGCCUACAUUCUGUUUGAGAGAAUUCCCAUGAGAGACGUGGCUUGCUGGAAUGUGAUGCUUAUGGGUUUUGCGCAAUUGGGAUUUCUUGAUAAAGUGUUACGUUUGUUCCAUGAGAUGAGGUUUGCACGAAUUCUGCCUGAUACCAUCACGGUUAUGGGGUUGACUCAGGCAAGUUUAGAGACAAAGAAUUUGGCACUGGUGAAAGCCAUUCAUGCAUUCGGAAUUCAGAUUGGGAUAGAUGGAGAUGUUUCAAUGGCUAACACUUGGAUAUCUGCCUAUUCCAAAUGCGAUGACUUAAGUUCUGCCAUGGCUGUCUUUAAUGGGAUUGAAAUUGGCGCGAGGACUGUUGUCUCAUGGAAUUCAAUGAUUGCAGGAUAUGCAAACUUAGACAAAUUUAUUGAUGCUCUAAAUUUUUACAAAUGGAUGCUCUGUGAUGGAUAUAGGCCUGAUAUAAGCACAAUUGUGAGCCUCCUUUCUUCAUGCAUUCAACCUGAUAAAUUGCUACAGGGUGUGCUGACUCAUUGUCAUGGAAUUCAAAUGGGCUGUGAUUCUGACAUUUUUGUUGUCAAUGCCCUUAUAUCAAUGUAUUCCAGGUGUGGUGAUAUACUUUCUUCUAGAUUUUUAUUUGAUGGCAUGUCAAAUAGAACUUGUGUUUCAUGGACUGCUAUGAUCAGCAGGUAUGCUGAUAAAGGAGAUUUGAAUGAGGCACUAAGAUUGUUUCAUGCUAUGGAAGCAGUUGGUGAGAAACCUGAUUUGGUUACUGUGCUUUCUCUGGUUUCAGGUUGCGGCCAAACAGGAGCACUUGAACUUGGAAAAUGGAUUCAUAACUAUGCCUUUUCUAACGGUUUAAGAGACAGCAUCGUAGUCUGCAAUGCAUUAAUUGACAUGUAUGCAAAAUGUGGAAAUAUUAACAGUGCUCGAGAGCUCUUCUAUGCCUUGCCAGUGAGAACUGUUGUUUCCUGGACAACUAUGAUCGCAGGCUUUGCUUUGAAUGGCAACUACGAAGAAGCUCUGGACCUUUUCUGCUUGAUGGUGGAUUUGGACUUAAAACCGAACCACUUAACUUUUCUUGCCAUUCUUCAAGCUUGCACUCAUGCAGGUCUUCUUGGGAAAGGAAUGGAGUUCUUUGACAUGAUGAAAAAAGUUUACAAGAUAAAUCCUGGGGUGGACCACUAUUCCUGUAUGGCGGAUCUUCUUGGGCGUAAAGGAAGGUUGGAAGAAGCAACGGAGCUUGUGAAAAGUAUGCCGAUGAAACCUGAUGCUCGCAUAUGGGGUGCAUUACUUAGUGCUUGCAAGAUUCACCGUAACGUAGAGAUCGGGGAAUAUGCAUGUCGCCGUCUGUUUGAGUUGGAGCCCCAGGGUGCAGCUCCAUUUGUGGAGAUGGCCAACAUAUAUGCAUCAGAGAGAAGGUGGGAUGAAGUUGCUGCAUUAAGGACAGCUAUGAAAUUUAAGAAAGUGAAAAAAUUUCCAGGACAAAGCCUUCUUCAUGUUAAUGGGAAACGUCAUGUAUUUACAGUCGAAGAUAGGGGUCAUCCUGAAGGCUUGCUUAUAUAUGCAAUGUUAGAUAGUUUGGCAUUGCAGUUGAAAGAAGAACAAUACUCGCCACAUUCAGACAAUUUUGUGAAAUGAUUAAUUUAAAUAAUUUAUA
Molecule: messenger RNA, 1973 nt
Organism: Prunus avium (sweet cherry)
Lineage: Eukaryota; Viridiplantae; Streptophyta; Magnoliopsida; Rosales; Rosaceae
Source: RefSeq, a predicted model, not a curated record